Messenger RNA from Lecanosticta acicola, 1933 nucleotides. NCBI's taxonomy places the organism in Eukaryota, Fungi, Ascomycota, Dothideomycetes, Mycosphaerellales, Mycosphaerellaceae. The record is from the annotation of a GenBank genome assembly.
AUGCUUCCUCCUCUCCGGCGAUAUGUCCUGUUUACCUUCCUUGCCAUUUCCUUCUUUGUCAUUGCACUCAACACUUUCACUGAACCACUUGGACCUUAUCGAAAUCAUUGGCACCGUCCACGAACGAGACCGAGACCCGUCGAUCGCAUCAUACAUCCUGCAUUCUUCCAGAAGAGAUUCCGAUGGAGGAACGUGCAGCAAAAGCACCCCGUAGACAGCUUCACUGCUCCACCUACUGGAAGAUCCGUCUCGAUACCAAAGAUACAGCAUGCAUUCGGGUCAGAGGACUCGAAACACGCGGUAGAACGCAAAAGGAGACUGCGGGCAGUCGAAGAGGUGUUCAAACAUUCUUGGGAGGGAUACAAGAAGAAUGCGUGGUUACAGGAUGAGGUUUCUCCGCUCACAGGCAUGUCGAGGAAUCCUUUCGCGGGAUGGGCUGCAACGCUGGUGGAUUCCCUGGACACGCUUUGGAUCAUGGGCCUUAAGAAGGACUUCGACGCUGCGGUCAAGGCCCUCAAGAAAAUAGAUUUCACGAGCACGAGGCAGAGCGAACUCAAUGUCUUCGAGACCACGAUCAGAUAUAUGGGAGGCUUGCUUAGCGCAUACGAUCUCAGUGGACAUCGAUAUAGAACUCUGCUGGAAAAGGCGACUGAGUUAGGCGACAUGCUACAUCAUGCGUUCGACACACCAAACCGGAUGCCUAUCACGCGUUGGGACUGGCAAGACGCGGCACUAGGAGUCGAGCAGGAAGCGAAAAGGCAAUCAUUAGUUGCGGAAGUUGGCUCUUUAACCCUGGAGUUCACACGCUUGUCACAACUGACUGGAGAUCCAAAAUACUACGACGCAGUUGCGAGAGUAAUGAACCUGUUUGAAGAGCAGCAAAACCAGACCAAACUGCCUGGCCUCUGGCCGACGUUCAUCGAUCCCCAAAAGGGUGACUUUACCAAAGACACCGGCUUUACCAUGGGCGGAAUGGCGGACAGUCUUUACGAAUACCUUCCAAAACAACACAUCCUCCUCGGUGGCCAGAACCCUCAAUACGAAAACAUGUUCCUCACAGCCCUUCCCGCCGCAAAGAAACACCUCUUCUUUCACCCCAUGAAUCCUAGUAACGAGAAGAUGCUCAUUUCUGGAACCGUCAAACGCUACUCCGCUACCAACGUCCAACUCAAUCCUCAAGCAGAGCACCUCAGCUGCUUCGCAGGAGGCAUGGUAGCCCUGGCGGCGAAAGUAUUCCGCCAGACUCACGACCUUGAAACCGCCCGCGACCUGGUCAAGGGUUGUAUCUGGCAAUACAACAGCAUGCCUUCUGGAAUUGGAGCGGAGAUCAGCUCUCUCAUGCCUUGUGAUGCCGAAUCUUGGGAGGAUUGCACCUGGAACGAGACUGAAUGGCAGCGAGCGGUCGUCGAAAAACAGAACCGCGGCUUCGUUCCCGACAGAUACGUAGAUGAAGCGCAAGCUCUCAUCAAAGUGAAGAAGCUCGCGCCGGGUUUUACCAAGAUCGAUGAUGCGAGGUACAUACUGCGCCCGGAGACGAUUGAGUCCAUGUUUGUUCUGUACCGAAUAACGGGCGAUGACAAGUAUCAGGACGAUGCGUGGGCCAUGUUCAAGAGCAUCAAGGUGGCGACCAAGACUACCAUUGCGCAUGCCGCGCUCAAAGACGUCACACAGCUGGAGACGGAAAGGGAAUUGCUGGAUAAUAUGGAGAGCUUUUGGACUGCUGGUGAGGAUCAUAGCUCCAGACGGCAGAGAGUACAACUGACCUCACCGACACAGAAACUCUGAAAUACUUCUACUUGAUAUUCAGCGAUCCAGAUGUUGUCAGUCUCGAUGACUAUGUCCUGUAAGUUCGACAUCUCAUCCGCACAAUUCUUCCAGAGCUGAUGAGAGAUGUAGCAACACCGAGGCACACCCUCUCUUGAGGCCGAAAUAA